GCACAUGCGCAGUACACCCUCGGCAAAGUGUCAACGUGGUCGGGGUCUCCACGUACCCACGUCGUGACCCAGGCACAAAACUUCUCCAAAAAGAAAAUCCGAGUAAAGAUCUCCUGAUGCGUUUGGCUUUUGAUAGUGUUCUUACACAACAAUAAAAAAAAAGUUGUGAUUUGGGAGGAGCGGCUCCAGCACCCUCCACUCCUCCUCAGACCACCGGUCCGGCUACGUUUAUCGAAUCUAGUCGGCCCUCCCAAACAAACAAGAUGGCACCCUCCGCACUAUCGCUUCUGGUGUUCCUCUUCGGCCUCGCUUCUGUCCAUUGCCAGUACGAGAAAUACAGCUUCCGGAGCUUCCCCCGGAGCGAACUCAUGCCGCUGGAGUCGGCCUACAAGUACGGACUGGACCAGUACACGAAUGAGAAAUGGGCGGACACCGUGGAGUACUUGGAGGUCUCCCUGCGCCUCUAUCGGCUGCUGCGGGACAGCGAAGCCUUCUGCAACCUCAACUGCAGCUUGGUACGCCGAGAAGACGAGAGCAAGUUCGCAGAGUUCCCCGAGCUGCGAGCCUUUGGCAACGUGCUCCAGAGGGCCCAGUGCCUGAAGCGAUGCAAGCAGGGUCUGCCCGCCUUCAGGCAGGCCAUGCCGAGCCGCGAGACCUUGGACGAGUUCGAGAGGAGGGAACCAUACCGGUUCUUGCAGUACGCUUACUUUAAGACUGACAGGCUGGCCAAGGCCGUGUCGGCCUCCCAUACUUUCCUGCUUAAGCACCCCGACGACGAGAUGAUGCAGAAGAACAUGGCCUAUUACAUGAGCCUGCCGGGAGCUGAGGAGCACCUCAAAGACCUGGAGACCAAAUCCUACGAGACGCUGUUUGUUCGAGCCGUGCGGGCGUACAACGGCGAUAACUUCCGCACGUCUGUGUCCGACAUGGAGCUGGCCCUGCGAGACUUCUUUAAGGUCUACGACGAAUGCCUGGCCGCCUCUGAAGGCCCCAGGGACAUUAAGGAAUUCAAAGACUUCUACCUUAACAUAGCCGAUCACUACACGGAGGUGCUGGAACGAAAGGUGCAGUGCGAGAGCGACCUGACCCCUGUGGUCGGCGGCUAUGUGGUGGAGAAGUUUGUGGCCACCAUGUACCACUACUUGCAGUUUGCCUACUACAAGCUGAAGGAUCUGAAGAACGCGGUGCCCUGCGCCACCAGCUACCUGCUCUUCGACCCCACCGACGAGGUGAUGAAGAACAACGUGGUGUACUAUAAGUUCCACAAGGACAAGUGGGAGCUCACCGACGACGACUUCCAACCCAGAGCGGAGGCGGUGCGCUACUACAACCAGACCACCAUGCAGAUGGAAAUGUUGGAAUUCUCUCGAAAGCAUCUGGCCAGUGAUGAUGAGGGUGAGGUGGUGGAAUUUAUAGAUGAGUUUCUGGAUUAGCAACAUCAACCUUGAAAGAAAAACACACAGACACACACACACUCAAGCACACAAGCUAGCAUUUAUUUAUUGAACUUUGUUAUUACAAAAAAAAAAAAAAACACACAUUUUCCAUCCUCGUUCAAUUUUACAUUCCCGGGAGGGGGGAAGGGGUGGAAUAAUUUUUUAACUCAGUGUUAUAUGAAUCAAUGUGUCUGCUGUGAAUUGUUUGACAAUAAAACAUGUUGCCAAAACA
Molecule: messenger RNA, 1668 nt
Organism: Hippocampus comes (tiger tail seahorse)
Lineage: Eukaryota; Metazoa; Chordata; Actinopteri; Syngnathiformes; Syngnathidae
Gene: crtap
Product: cartilage associated protein
Exons: 8
Coding region: 264-1433 (389 amino acids)
Biological process (GO): peptidyl-proline hydroxylation to 3-hydroxy-L-proline; collagen fibril organization
Cellular component (GO): endoplasmic reticulum
Molecular function (GO): protein binding; collagen binding
Source: RefSeq, a predicted model, not a curated record